AUGCAGUUUGCCGCUGUGGUUCUGCUGGCUCUUGUCCUCAUGGGGUGCUGUGUCCAGGAGGUGGUGCUGGAGGACAGAUUGAAGGAGUGCAAUGCUGGCAUUCCUGGGAUCCCCGGCUCCCCUGGGUUACACGGGCCAGCUGGCAGGGACGGCAGGGAUGGGAAUCCGGGACACCACGGAGAGAAGGGAGAGCCAGGGCCAAAGGGAGAGAAGGGCCUCGAGGGCCACCCUGGAAAGAUGGGCCCCCACGGAAUGAAAGGAGAAAAAGGAGAGUCUGGACAACCUGGAGAGGCAGGUCCAGCUGGACCACCGGGAUUGGUGAAAUCGCAGAUCGUCGCCUUCCAUGUUGGGCUGUCAUCGAGCAAACCCCCUGCAGACUCCCCCAUCAAAUUCACCAAGAUCUUCUACAACGACCAGCGGGCCUACGAUGCGGCUAAAGGGGAGUUCACAGCACCGUGGAGCGGGCUGUACUUCUUCACAUACCAGCUCACUGUAGUGAGUGUGAACGUUAAAGUGACCCUGAGGAAGAACGGCGAGGUGGUCCAGUACACGCAGUGUGAUGACCUCGGAAAGACCAUCCAGGCAUCGGGAGCCGCGGUCAUCAGCCUGCGCAAAUCUGACAGAGUCUGGCUGCAGGUGUACGACAGCUCUUACAACGGUUUGUAUGUAGACAGUAAUGACGAUACCACUUUCACAGGCUUCCUGCUUUAUCUUUUAGACUGCAGCCAGCUGGUGAAGGCUGGCUGGUCGCAUUUGUCUCCUGUGGAUGGCGCUGGUGAUUUGUUUGAGAAGAUGCCUGGAGUCGCUGUGCUGCUGUGUGUCGUGGUGCUGGUGGAGAUGGGGACAGUCCUUUCCAUCGAGGAGAAGCCAUGCCAGCCCUUGAUACCUUGCACUCCUGGGGCACAAGGCCCACCGGGGGUACCCGGCAGAGACGGGCGAGACGGGCCGGCAGGACCCCCAGGCGCGAAGGGGGAGCCAGGUGCACCCGGAGAGAGGGGCCACAGGGGGCCCCCUGGUAAAGCCGGGCCCCCAGGAGCCCUUGACCCUUCCAUUCAGGGAGGAAGUGCAGCGGAAGUAUGUGCAUUCCACGUGGGUCUGGGGGCGGGAGGUCCCGCUGCCGGGGAGCCUAUUAAAUUCACUAAGGUGAUCUACAAUGAGCAGAAUGCAUACAGCCCUGUGUCCGGUAAAUUCACCGCCCCAGUCCCUGGGCUCUACUUCUUUACCUAUCAGAUCACAGUUUUCAAAAACAGCAUGUGGGUCACGUUGAUGAAGAACAACCAGAAGGUCCAGUACACCUACAUGGCUAACUUGAAGCAGACCACUCAGGCGUCCGGGGCCUCUCUUCUGAAGCUCGGUGUGGGAGAGGAAGUCUGGCUGCAGGUUCACGACUCUCAGAACGGACUCUAUGCAGAUACAAACGACGACACCACCUUCACUGGGUUCCUACUGCAGCAGAUCAGUGGCUAGCAUUCACUCAUCCUGUGCACUAAGAUAGCAAUCACACAGCCUGUAACACUAAGAUAGCAAUCACACAGCCUGUGCACUAAGAUAGCAAUCACACAUCCUGUGCACUAAGAUAGCAAUCACUCAUCCUGUGCACUAAGAUAGCAAUCACACAGCCUGUGACACUAAGAUAGCAAUCACACAGCCUGUGCACUAAGAUAGCAAUCACACAGCCUGUAACACUAAGAUGAAAUCACUCACCCUGUGCACUAAGAUAGCAAUCACUCAUCCUGUGCACUAAGAUAGCUAUCACACAGCCUGUGCACUAAGACAGCAAUCACACAGCCUGUGCACUAAGAUAGCAAUCACUCACCCUGUGCACUAAGAUAGCAAUCACACAUCCUGUAACACUAAGACAGCAAUCACUCAUCCUGUGCACUAAGACAGCAAUCACUCAUCCUGUGCACUAAGACAGCAAUCACACAUCCUGUGCACUAAGAUAGCAAUCACUCAGCCUGUGCACUAAGACAGCAAUCACUCAUCCUGUGCACUAAGAUAGCAAUCACACAGCCUGUGCACUAAGACAGCAAUCACACAGCCUGUGCACUAAGAGUUCAAUGUAAAACAUUCAAAACAAGAUUUCUUUCUUUUUUUUUCUUCCCGUUGUGUGUCAGUUGCCAAUCAUCACUAGUUAUUUAUCUUUGCAUAUAUCUGUAAAAAUGUGUAGUUUUAGAAGAAACUAAAUUAGAUAUUGCACAAUAUAGAACAGUAAUGCUAAAUAAACAGAUACAUUGACUCAGUAUCAUGACGCAUGUAAAGGAAUAGCCAGCACAUAGAUUUACAGUAAACAAAAAUAAAUGACUGUAGUUACCAUGGCAUCAAAAACCUGUAAGCACCGC
This is a messenger RNA of Polyodon spathula (Mississippi paddlefish), 2342 nucleotides long. RefSeq names its product complement C1q and tumor necrosis factor-related protein 9-like. The transcript is spliced from 6 exons. The record is from RefSeq and is a predicted model, not a curated record. NCBI's taxonomy places the organism in Eukaryota, Metazoa, Chordata, Actinopteri, Acipenseriformes, Polyodontidae. Gene Ontology annotation, molecular function: protein binding. Bases 1 to 1467 code for a protein of 488 amino acids.